Molecule: messenger RNA, 1515 nt
Organism: Melitaea cinxia (Glanville fritillary)
Lineage: Eukaryota; Metazoa; Arthropoda; Insecta; Lepidoptera; Nymphalidae
Product: probable cytochrome P450 305a1
Exons: 9
Coding region: 1-1464 (487 amino acids)
Molecular function (GO): iron ion binding; heme binding; oxidoreductase activity, acting on paired donors, with incorporation or reduction of molecular oxygen
Source: RefSeq, a predicted model, not a curated record
AUGGAGUUCAGUUUAGACGUUAUAGUAAAAAAGCAUUGGUACGAAACCCGGAUAAUUAUUGACGCCAUGGUGUUACCUUGUUUAUGCAUAGUAAUGGUGCUUGUGCUAACCUAUCUCAUCAGUACGACAAUCAAACCGAAAAAUUAUCCCCCAGGGCCUAAAUGGUAUCCAUUAUUCGGCUGUAACAACCUUUUAAACGCUAGAACAACCAAAAGUACAUCACAAUGGAAAGUUAUAUCAGAUCUGGCGAAGGAAUAUUCCACAAAUGUGCUAGGACUAAAAAUGGGAAACGAGAGAGUCGUGGUUGUGUACGGAGAAAAUAACAUACGACAAGUUAGCUUCGACAAGGAGUUUGACUCUCGCCCUGAUAGCUUCUUUUUAAGGUUGAGGUGUUUUGGAAAGAGAAUUGGAAUAACAUUUGUUGAUGGAAAACUAUGGAGGGAACACAGGCACUUCGCAUUUAAAGCUUUGAAAAACGAAGGUUAUGGAAAACAGUUUAUGCACGAAGAAAUAAAAAAAGCAUUAAGAAAUAUUACAAAUUACAUAGACAAUAGCGACGGAGUUCCACGUGAGUAUAUAAAAGAACAACGAAUUCAGAGAAUAAUAGACCUAAUGAGCGCCAGAUCAAAAGCCUUCACAAUGGCCGGAGGAUGGCUUAACCAGUGGCCAUGGUUACGGUUCAUUGCACCAGAUUGGACUGGGUACUCCAUCAUCCAGAAGAUGAAUAAAGAAUUGUCUGAUAUUAUUGAAGAAACCAUUAAUAAACACAAACAAGAAUUAGUAAAAGGAAACGAUUUCAUUUACACAUUUUUGGACGAAGUGUAUAAACAAAAACAAACAUUCACAGAGGACCAGUUGAAAGGUAUAUGCUUAGAUUUCCUGAUUGCCUCAACACAAACUACGGGCAAUUCUUUCGGUUUUAUGAUGUUAGCAUUGAUUCGUAAUCCAGCCAUGCAAGAGAAAGUUUAUCAAGAGAUUAUUACGACUUUCGGCGAAGAAGACCCUGCUUUUUCGGAUAUUGGACGUCUCGUCUACACUAACGCCUUUUUCGCUGAGACCCAAAGGUACCACACAGUGGCACUUUUUUCUGGUGCUAGACGGACAGUAAGUGACGUCAUUGUGGACGGUUACACAAUUCCUAUAAACACAACUGUUCUCGUGUCACUCGGGGAUUUGCAUUCAGACCCGAAACACUGGGACGAACCAAAUAUAUUCAAUCCUGAAAGAUUUAUCGACGAAAAUGGCAAACUGAAGAUGUCGCCAUACUCACAUCCGUUUGGUUUGGGUCGUCGUAGAUGUCCCGGAGAACCACUGUCCAGACCAUUCCUAUUAACCGCCUUGGUGACUAUUGUGAAGAGAUAUAGAAUUGAAAGCAGCAACGGAGAACUUCCCUCUGAAGAACCGAUUGUCGGCAUACUGGCAGAGCCGCGACCCUUUAUAGCACGAUGUAUUAAAAGAAAAUGAAGUUAUUUUCGAAUUUAUCGGCUCCUUAAUAAUAGUUUUAAAAAUUGGUUA